Zingiber officinale is the source of this 716-nucleotide messenger RNA. RefSeq lists its product as uncharacterized. Lineage: Eukaryota; Viridiplantae; Streptophyta; Magnoliopsida; Zingiberales; Zingiberaceae. The transcript is spliced from 4 exons. The record is from RefSeq and is a predicted model, not a curated record. The coding region runs from base 6 to 614 and encodes 202 amino acids.
CAAAGAUGCAACCCAUGAUUGAAGAUGGCAUGAAGAACGAUGAUGAUGACCUACAAAUUUUGUGUCAAGCUGAUGUUUUGCAGGGAAAACCAGUUGCAUUGACAUUGGAAUCUAGCACAAAUAUUGUUGCACAUGGUACAAUUGUUUGUGGCAAUGAAUCUAAUAAAAUGCUUCAUGGUGUUCCAUUUCCAAAUAAUUGCAUGCGAGUCUCCAUUGAUGAAGCAGUAGAAAAAUCAGCACCUUUGCCAUAUCCAAUUCCAAGUGAAUUUGAAGUAAUUGGUGAUGCUGUAGGAACCCAUGUGGCUUGGCCAAAACACUUGAUAGUGAACCAAGAUGAGAAGCCUCGAAGGAAGAAGCUUGAACAACCAAAAAAGAAACAUACUUUGUCAACAAGUGCCCCAAGAGCAUUACAUAUGUUAUAUUGUUAUAGUAAGCGUGCUUUAGAUGAUGGCAGAUAUAUAUCAGUGAGUUUUGAUUAUGACGUGUUUGAUGAUGAUUAUGAACUUGUUCUACACCUUGAGGACAUCAUUCCUUUGUAUCAUUUGGAGCCCCUUUCAGGCAAUUGUGUAAUUGCCUACAUAUGGUAUCUUUAUAAAAAAACUGCUGAAAGAUAACAAGAAAGAAAAAUUCAGAUUUGUGAAUCCACAUAAAAUCCCAUAUAUGGCAACCAGUGCACAUGACAAAAAAGGUAAGUUUGAAAGGCUAAACCAAAGGGC